Messenger RNA from Emericellopsis atlantica, 1736 nucleotides. RefSeq names its product phosphatidyl synthase. NCBI's taxonomy places the organism in Eukaryota, Fungi, Ascomycota, Sordariomycetes, Hypocreales, Bionectriaceae. The coding region runs from base 180 to 1427 and encodes 415 amino acids. The transcript has 2 exons. The record is from RefSeq and is a predicted model, not a curated record. Gene Ontology annotation, cellular component: mitochondrion. Gene Ontology annotation, biological process: glycerophospholipid biosynthetic process.
AUAUAAACACACGAACCUCCCACCGUUCUUGACGGUAAUAGUCCUCUCACUAUCCAUAUCACCCUCGUCCACUCUUAACAACAAGACCAUCCUCGACUCGAAUCUGAAGUUCCUCUCCAUCUCCCACUUCAACACUCCACAAACCACUUACACCAACAACCGCCAUCUCAUACCCAGCCAUGUCGGGUCACCAAUAUUUCGACGACAGCUCCAGUGCUCCCUCGUCACCCGAACUUCAGUCCACAGGCUCCUCCUCCAGCCUCUCAAGUCUUCAGUCUCAAGCCUCUCCCAUCUCGCCGCCCCUGGACAACGCUGUCGCCGACUCCUUCGUCUUCGCUUUCGACAUUGACGGUGUCCUCGUCCGCGGUGGAAAGGCCAUCCCCGAGGCUAUCGAGGCCAUGAAGGUCCUCGACGGGCAGAAUGAAUACGGCGUCGCUAUCCCCCACAUCUUCCUUACCAACGGUGGUGGUAAGACCGAAGAAGAGCGCUGCCGCGAUCUUUCCAAGCAGCUGGAGCGUGAUAUCAAGGUCGGCCAGUUCAUCUGCGGCCACACCCCCAUGAGGGAGAUGGCCGAGACCUAUGGCACCGUCCUUGUCAUCGGUGGAGAGGGUGAGAAAUGCCGCCAAGUCGCUGAGGGCUACGGCUUCAAGGACGUUGUCACCCCUGGCGACAUCAUCAAGCACGACGCCGCCACCACUCCCUUCCGCAAGCUCACCGAGCAGGAGCACGCCAACUCUCGUGAGCGUGACUUCAGCGAGGUCACCAUCGAUGCCGUCUUCGUCUUCGCCGACUCCCGCGACUGGGCUGGCGACAUCCAGAUCAUGCUCGACGUUGCCAUGUCCAAGGGUGGCCGCCUCGGCACCCGCUCCGAGACCUGUGACGAGGGCCCUCCCUUCUACUUCUCCCACAACGACGUCGUCUGGUCUGCUGCCCACGAGCACGUCCGUCUCGGCAUGGGCGCUCUCCGCCGCAUGUUCGAAGUCACCUUUAAGGACCUCACCGGUGGCCAGGGCAAGCUCAACACCCACGCCUUCGGCAAGCCCCAGGUCUCCACCUUUGAGUUUGCUUCCCGCCUGAUGACCCAAUGGCGCAACACUGAGCACGGUCUUGUCGCUCCUCCUUCCACCGUCUACUUCGUCGGUGACACACCUGAGAGUGACAUCCGCGGCACCAACGCUGUCAACGAGAAGGCCGACAACGACUGGUACUCCAUCCUCGUCAAGACUGGUGUCUACCAGGAGGGCACUGAGCCCGCCUACAAGCCUCGCGUCACUGUCAACAAUGUCCUCGACGCUGUCAACCACGGUCUUCACCGUGAGAUGAAGAAGAAGGGCAUGACUGGCUUGAAGCAGGCCCUCCUCAAGACCAGCGAGGUCACCGACCAUGCCCGCAGCAUCCUCGACGAUGAGUGCGGCAUUAUGGUCUAAGCUUGAUCUUGAGAUCAGCUUGACUCUUUUUCUUUCUUACCUUUUGAAUUUGUCAUAGCAUUGCACGGAUCGGGACGGGAUACAGGAGUUUUUGAUUUUCUUUUUUAUCAUUUUCAUUUGUCGAUUCACGAGAAACGAUACAUUCGGUGCGUCUUGAGGACUGGCUAGAAACACCAGUUGGAUAGAGGACGCGCGAUGAUUGAUCACUCGCUCGUAGCAGCGAUGGCUUUCAGAUAGCAUACCUUCUAUGAUGCCCCUUAUACCCCUGAUGAGCAUCACAUCAACACUUCAAUACAAACACUUCAAAAA